AUGAAGAGAAUAAACCCCGCUAAUGGAACAUCCAUCCAAGUUUUGUUCUAUGAUAUUUUAAUCCACAUUUUCAUGAAACUUAAUGUUGUUGAACUUUCAAUUGCUUCUAUGGUGUGCAAAUCAUGGAACCAAAUUUGUCGUGACCCUUUACUAUGGGCUAAGAUUGAUCUAUCUCGAUUAAACCCUAAUAUUUUUAGUAAUAUACCUUUAUUGCCAGGAACUUGGAGGGAAGAUACAAAUUCAAGAUAUAAAUUGAUGAAAUUCUUGGAUUAUGCUCUAAGUUUGAGCAAUUAUAAUACAAAUUGCUUAAAACUCAACUUCUUUGCAUAUUUGUCGGAUGCACAAUUAACCUAUGUAGCUGAAAGGACACCAAAUUUAAAGCAGUUAGUACUUCCUUUUAAUGUAAACUUAUCCACAUCUGGAAUAGAAAGUGCGAUGAAAACAUGGAGAGGCCUUGAAUCCAUAACUAUUACCUCAAGGAUUACAUCAAGUCGCAUUUUUUUCGCCAUUAGUAAUAAUUGCAAGAACAUCUCUAAACUAAAAUUCACUUGCAACUUUGAAAUAUGUCAUGCAGAUCUCAUGGUUAUAUACACCCCAAAUUUGAAGUUCUUAAGUGUUCGUAAUAUUAUGGUGAACCUUAAAGCUCUAUGCAAAAUACUCAAUAGCUUAGAAAAGUUGGAGGUGAUGGAUUGCCCUAGUGUGGAAUGGUAUAAUCUGGUGUUCCACAAUAAAGCUAGGCCUAGAGCGGUGUUCAUGCUUUGGAUGCUUUGUCAUGGGAAAUUUCCUACACGCAUGAGACUGCAUCGUUGGGGUAUGGUACAAACGAAUGACUGUGGUUUUUGUGACAAAGAUGAGACCAUUCAUCAUUUAUUCUUUGAGUGUGUUAUUCUGAAACGGAUAUGGCAAAGAGUCCAAAACUGGCUGCGGUUUCAGCAUGAGCCUGGCAGUCAGACACAUGAGAUGAACUGGUUUUUGCUGCACUAUCGGGAUAAAGGCUGA
Molecule: messenger RNA, 999 nt
Organism: Vicia villosa (hairy vetch)
Lineage: Eukaryota; Viridiplantae; Streptophyta; Magnoliopsida; Fabales; Fabaceae
Product: F-box/LRR-repeat protein At3g48880-like
Exons: 3
Coding region: 1-999 (332 amino acids)
Molecular function (GO): protein binding
Source: RefSeq, a predicted model, not a curated record